GGUCAAAGAUUAGGAGUUUAGAACGAAGGCGCCAUUUUCGCCUGGUCGUUACGAACCUGCAGGAAAAUGAAGUUGUGUGUGUUACUCUGGGUUGUCGGGUUAACAGCAGCAGCAGUGGUUCCAGAUAACAAAAGAAGUGACACUGAUUACCUGAAUGAGUUCGCUCAACAGCUGGCUCUGCUUGGUGAACACUUCGCGGAAACCGCUGCACAUGCUGCACAGAUCGCUCUUCAAAACCUAGUACCGUCACCAUCUCCAAAGAGAAGUGACACCGACUUUCUUAACCAAUUCGCACAACAGUUGGCUCUACUUGGUGAACACUUUGUGGAAACCGCGGCUCACGUCGCUGAAACAGCUCUUCAUAAUGUAGUACCAACAACAUCCCCAAAGAGGAGUGACACCGACUUUCUUAACCAAUUCGCACAACAGCUGGCUCUGCUUGGUGAACACUUCGUGGAAACCGCGGCACAUGUGGCUGUAACGGCCCUGCAUAAUGCAGUACCAUCAGCAUCCCCGAAGAGGAGUGACACCGACUUUCUUAACCAAUUCGCACAACAGCUGGCUCUGCUUGGUGAACACUUCGUGGAAACCGCGGCACAUGUCGCUGCAACGGCCCUGCAUAAUGUAGUACCAUCAGCAUCUCCAAAGAGGAGUGACACCGAUUACCUGAAUGAGUUUGCUCAACAGCUGGCUCUGCUUGGGGAACACUUCGCAGAAACCGCAGCUCAUGCUGCCCAGAUCGCUCUACAAAACCUAGUACCGUCAACAACCCCAGUGACGAAUUAAAUUGCUUUUCAUUAAAAGUACUUCUUAAAACGA
Messenger RNA from Pecten maximus, 819 nucleotides. RefSeq lists its product as uncharacterized. The record is from RefSeq and is a predicted model, not a curated record. NCBI's taxonomy places the organism in Eukaryota, Metazoa, Mollusca, Bivalvia, Pectinida, Pectinidae. The transcript is spliced from 8 exons. Bases 67 to 786 code for a protein of 239 amino acids.